This is a messenger RNA of Plasmodium vinckei vinckei, 4074 nucleotides long. RefSeq names its product conserved Plasmodium protein, unknown function. The transcript has a single exon. Bases 1 to 4074 code for a protein of 1357 amino acids. The record is from RefSeq and is a predicted model, not a curated record. NCBI's taxonomy places the organism in Eukaryota, Apicomplexa, Aconoidasida, Haemosporida, Plasmodiidae.
AUGGCUGAAAUAAGCCCCAAACCCGUUUAUAGGGGGAAAGGGUUUAUUUUGAAAUCCGUGAGUAAUGAAUAUUUAGAAAGUAAUAAAAAUAAUGUUGAUAAUGUAAAAAAACGAAAAAAAUAUAUUUAUGUAGAUAAAAAAAAGAAUAUAUUUAAAAGAUAUAAUCCAGUAGUUAUUCCAAUAUUAAAUAGAAAUAUAAAAAAUUAUACAAGAGAAAAAACAAAAAAAAAUGAAAAAAACAAAAUUCGUGAUAUUAAUAUAUUUGAAGAAAGUGAAUUGAAUAGUUUUUUAUUAAGAAAUCGAGCUUUUCGAUUAACAUGGAUAAAAAUUAUUAAAUUAAUAAAAAAAGAAAUAGAUAUACAAAUAUCAAAAAAUUUAAGUGAUGUUUUUGAAGACAUAUAUUUAUAUUCUAUGUCCUCUAGUGAAUAUCUUCCAUUGAUAUUAAUGACAGCAGGUACAAAUGUUACUGAUCAUGAAAUAGUUAUAGAUGCUUUGUCAUAUAAAUUAAAACGAUGGAUACAUAAAAAAGGAAGACGAGGAAAAAAAAGAAUUCCAAAAAGUUAUGCUUCCAAAGGUUUAGUUAAAAAAAUUAGAUCAGAUAAUUAUCUCGAUUCAUGUAAUACAAUUUAUGAUGAUUUCAAUAAAUCAAAUUGCUUGUCUUCUAAAUGGGGAAAAGAAGGAAAUAAUUUAAAAAAAAGAAAAAAAAAUAAUAAUGAAAAUGAUGACAAUGGUUUAGUAAGUGAUUCAAGUUAUAUAAUCGAUGAAAAUCAUGAUAGUUCAUAUUAUGAGCAUACAGAUAGUGAAGGUAAUUCAAAUUGUGGUGAUUGUGCCGAUUGUGAUGUAUAUGUGUGCUCGUUAAACUCAAGCACAUCUAAUAAUGUUAAUUCAGCAAUAUGCAACAUAUAUAAUCAAUUAUAUAAAGAAUAUAAAAUAAGAAAAUAUUUAUCAAAAAAUGUAAGUAAAAAAAAUGGAAAAUAUCGACAUAAGUGCAACAAUAAUAUAAAUAGAUUUGAAGAAGAGAAUAAAAUAAAUGGAGAUUCAUUUUAUGAGCAAAAUGAAGAACCCUCUUCUAAUCCAUAUUCUAAUUAUGAUGAAAGUGAAAUGGAUAACGAUUAUGUAAUGAACAGUAAGUUAGUAAGUAUUGAUAAACUUGUUGAGUUAUAUAACAAUAUGACUGAAAUGAAUAGAAAGUGUGACAAUAAAAUAAGAAGAAAAGAUUUUGGAAAAAAUUGCGGAAACAAUUUCGAACGGAAUGAAUCAGAUUUAUCAUGGUUAAAUGGUGAAACAAAAGAAUCUGACAAUGAACUGUUUUUAAAAAAAUACAACAAUUUCGAAUUAUAUAAUAUUGAAAAUUAUUAUUUUAAUGAUGGAAGAAAAAAAGUUCGAGUAAUAGUAUUGAUUCAUGAUUGUGAAUAUUUUAAUAUAAAUAUAUUUAAUGGGAUUUUAAAUAUAUUGAUAAAUUUAAGAAUAAACAAUAAAAUAUGUUUAAGUGUUAUACUUGGGGUAUCAUCAACUUUUUUUUUUAAUAACGUAACAACACCAAGUACCCAAAGUAAAUUAAGAAUAAAAAAUGUGGAUAUAUUGAAUAAUAAAUUGGUUUGUGAAAAUAUAUGUAAUAAUAUAUUAUUUAAAAAUAUUCUUCCUUUUGUAAUUAAUUUUAGAACAAUACAUACAAUUAAAUUAUUAUUAUAUAAAAACAAUCAAUCAAUUAGCCACCUAAUUCAUAUGCUUUAUAUAUUAACAAAAGAUUUUUAUGACAACAAUUUAUUUUCUUUUUUAUCACUUCCUAUAAGUUAUUAUUUUAAUAAUAGUGAUAGUAAUGAGUUUGAGAGUGAUAGUGAAGCUGAGUCAGUUACAGAAUAUUCACCAUAUACCUUUGUUAGGACAAAAAAUAAAACAUUCAAUACCUUUAUACAAUAUAAUGUUCGAAUUUUACAUAAAAAAAUAAUUUCUUUAUGUUAUUCAUCGAAUUUAUAUUAUUUUCAUCUGUCUUAUUUAAAAAAGAAAUACUCUAGCAUUUUAAUCAAAAAUUAUUAUUUAAUACAUGAUGAAGAUUCGGAUGUACACACUCCAACAAUUUCGAGUAUAAACUCAGAUGAAUUUACUUUAAAAAAGAAUAAAAAAAUAGAUUAUGAACAAAAUGAGGAUGACCAAUUUGAUGUAGUAGACAAUUGUACAACCCCAACUAAAGUAAACAAUGUUGAUAAGAAUGAAAAGGAAAAAAAUGGAGUGUUUGAUCGAAAACUGUAUGCAUGGAAAUUUAAAGCAAACACUAUAAAUUGGUGGCUAGAUCAUCCGUUUAGAGAUUUAGUCUAUUGUUAUGAAAAUGGCAAUUCAGUAAAAAAAGAAAAAAAAACAGUUUUUAAUAUUGAAGAUAAAUUAUUGUUAGAACCAGGAGAAGAUAAUGAAUUAAAAAAUUUAAAAAAUCCUGAACAUAUAAAAGAAAUAAAUAAAUAUUUAUGUGAAAAUUUUAUUCCUGAAACUGUUUUAAAAUUAUUAGAAAGAAAAUAUGCAUUUAAUAUAGCAAUCAAUUUUAUUAACAUCAUAAUUAAACGUAAACCUGAAUAUAAUAACUCAUUAAAAAGGAUUGAAUAUUUUCGUAAAUUAUUUGACAAUUUUGAAAAAGCAAAAUGGAAUAACAAUACAAAUAUAUUAUAUAUAGAAGAAUUAUAUAAAAUUGCAGAAAAUGAUGUAAAAAAAUGUAUAAACUUUUUAAUUGAUAUUGUUAAUCCUUAUUAUUUUAAAAAUCAAGAAAUACUUUUAGAUAUAUUAAAAGAAUUUAAAAAAUAUUAUAUAAAAAUAUAUUCUUUAGUAUAUAAUUUAGAGGAUUAUUUAUAUUUACUAAAAGAAAAAAUGUAUGAAAAAGACAAAGAAUAUUUAAUUAAUGAUGAUUUUUCAAAAAAUUUUUCCUAUUCAGAUUCAUUUUCCAUUUAUUAUUCUCUUCUUUAUAAAUUAGAUGACUUAAUAGAAAUGUUUAGAAAGUUUUUGAAACAAAAAGAUAGCGAGGUUAACGUAUUUAAAGGUGAAACUUUUCAAACAAAUUAUCAUGAUAGUACUAACAUGUCUGAUGAACAAAGUGAAAAUAAUGAGGGCGAUGAAAAAAAAGCAUAUAAACGAUAUUUGACAAUACACAAUACCACAUUAAAGGUAAACAAAAUGGAAAGUAGUAACGAUCGAAUAAUUACAGUUGAAGAUAUAUCAGAUUCUUUAAAUAUUUUUAUACAUGAUUAUUUAUAUUUAUUAUUAUUACCACCAUUACAUUAUAAUCCUCUUGCAUUUGAUAUAGCAAUUCAUAAACCAGAUAGAGAUUUCACAGAUAUAAUGACAAGAAAUAUAAAAGGAGAAUUAUUACAAACCCUUUGUUAUAACAAUCCAUAUAAAACUGGAAACUUAAUGUGUUCAUGUUGUUUUUGUAAAGAAAAUCCAACAAAUGAAAAUAUGGAUAAUAAUAUUACUUGCGAUAAUAAAAUUUAUUUAAAUCCAUAUUAUGAUAAUAUAUCAACUUUAGAAGAUUUAGUUAACCUUUAUAGAAUUUAUGAGAGGUGCAACAAAACUAUAGACUUAUAUAAUUUAUUUAUUUUGUUUGUAAAUAUAAAAGUGGAAAAAUUUGAAAAUACAAUUGAAGGAAAUAAUGAUAAUGAACAAAUGAGCAAAAUAUCAAAGACUGGUCAAAAUGGAUUUUUAGAUAUUGGAAUAUUACAAGAAUAUUAUUUAAAAUUUGUAAUUGUAGUUACAACUUUUUGUUACAUUUUUAAAGUAUUAAAACAACCUAAUGUAUCAGCACUUUUAAAUUAUACUGAAAAAGAUGAUUACUUAUCAAAUAAUUACGAUGAAGAUAUGACAGAAAAUGAAGAAAAUGAACAAGACGCUGAGGAACAAAUUAAAAAAUUCUUAAUCGAUAUUAAAAAAUCAUUACAAGGAUGUACUAGUAAAAAAUUACUAUUUGGAAAAAUGUACUACAAUAAUACUAUUAUGUCAAGGGAAUUAUGUUUACAAAAAAUGAUGGAAUAUAAUUAUGAGUAUAAAAGAGAAACUAUGUGUGUGAAUGACAAUUUUAAGCGUCAAAAAAAUUGA